Messenger RNA from Chara braunii, 5111 nucleotides. NCBI's taxonomy places the organism in Eukaryota, Viridiplantae, Streptophyta, Charophyceae, Charales, Characeae. The record is from the annotation of a GenBank genome assembly.
UCGCACGCAAGAAGUUUGUCUGUUUGCUGUUUUGCGGUUCGUUUCUCUCCUCUGAGAGAGAGAGAGAACUCCAAGUCUUUUGCUGUCGUUGAUGAGAGCUGCCACCACCUUCCAAGCUUCGACCACUAACCGACCUCCCUCUGUGUGUGCGCNGUCGAAGGGUUACUCGGUGCGGAAGAGGAGUAGACAGCUUAAAACAACCUGUAAAGUUAUAGAGCCAAGCAGAAGAAUCACAAAGCAGUUGGACAGAGAAAAGGACGUAGUGCUAAACGCCUGACGUAGAUAAACGGGCACGACGGAGGAGCCAAUGGUGACUGAAGAGAGCGUUUGAAUAUUCGUUGACGGCGCGACAGACACUAAAAGAUCUGCGAGAUAGCGGUGAAGUCAACCAAUGGACAGCAUCGAAAAACAUUCACGGAGAGAGAGAGAGAGAGAGAGAGAGAGAGAGAGAGAGAGAGAGAGAGAGAGAGAGAGAGAGAGAGAGGACAGCUGCUCUCUGAGGCGUCGUCUUAAUCUGCAUUUUCAUAAAUUUUCAGGCUGUUUGAGAGUGCAUGCGUGGCCAGUGGGCCACGAAGCGGUGGGGGUUUGACUAGGAUAAGUGCUGUUAGUGAGCAACACGCGGGCGGGUUUUAUGGUACUGAAAGAGAAGAGGAAGAGGGAGGAAGCGAAACAUCUCCCCGUACGCAAUUGCGCUUGUGUGUGUGUGUGCGUGCGUGCGUCAGCUGAAUGGGGUUGUGGAUGUUUCUUGGAACAGGAGAGAGAGAGAGAGAGAGAGAGCGAGAGAGAGAGAGAGAGAGAGGGAGGUAGAACGUAUUUUUGGUAGGUAAGAGCUCCCGUUUAGCGGAGAGCAUCCACGCUCAUGGGAUAAUCAGGAUACGGGUAGUAGUACUGCGCGGACGGACGGAAUUUGACCGGAAUGUCGGUCAGAUGCAUCCGCGUAGCUAGUCAUGCUAGUACUACUUGCAGGGAAGGAAUUUGGACCGGAACUCUGGUCAUAUGCGCCCGCAUAGCUAACAGAGAGUACAUUUUCUGAUUACUACUCGCCUCCUGUGUCCUUCCUCUUUUCGACACACUCCCUCUCUCUCUCUCUCUCUCUCUCUCUCUCUCCUGUCUCUUAUACACAUCUAGAUGUGUAUAAGAGACAGCCGCGCAAGCUGUGUGACUUUUGCCACGUGGCGGCAUUGCGACAAUGAGAUCCAUAAUUGCAAUGCUCUGGCUCAGCGCCAUCACCGAGUCCCGGUCUGUCUGCCCUCCUCAUCAACACCAAUCAGUAGCCAGUCGCCAUCGUCAGCGGCGCCGGGCGCUAAGGUGGAGCGUGCGGUGCCCGCGCCGGCGCCGACGGCGACGGCGACGAUGAAGACGAAGGGGAAGGGAGGGGGGGGGGCUACGACUUUGUCAUCCAUCAAGGUAGAGGCUCCUACCGCUGGCGGCAGCGCUGGCGGGGGGAGUCAUCACCGCUUCGUCCCACGUGGCGCUCCUGUGUAUCCGUGCCUCCCCUCGAGGCUCGGUCCAGGGCCUCCGCCGUGUGAAGAUGAUGGAGGAGGUGGGACAGGAGGAGGAGGAGGAGGAGGAGGAGGAAGGGGGGGAGGAGGGGGGGGAGGAGGAGCGGGCGGCGUCGCUGUCGUUCCUUCUCUUGCUGCCAGCGUCCGAACCUUCGGCCAUCAUGUUCCGAACAAAGUGUUUCCGAAAUUGGAAAGAAGUAGCAGCGGGGCAAGCAGCGGGGGGGACAACUGGGCGGGUUCCGCUGUUGUCCCGUCGUCGUCCUGCGCGGCUCGCGCGGAGUGGGCGGCGAAGAUGUGCGGGGGGGGCUCCUCCGCGGCGUGCGCAGCCGACGCCACGGCCGCCGCAGUGUGCGGCGCGGGCGCGGCUGCUGCCACUGCCGCGGCUUCCUCCGCCGCUUCCACCCACGCUGCCUCCGCUAACCUUGCCACGUCUGUCAGCUCCGCUCGGCGGGUUAAUUACGUCUCCGCUGAACGGCCUCAUUGUGGAAUGGGCAUCAUGUACGGUGGCACGGCCAUCGGGGUGCCGGUGAUGGGGCUACCGCGAUCGCAGUCGUUGUCGGGAAGGAGCACCACCACCACCACUACCACCACCCAUCCGAGUCCCGUCAUGAUUGGCAGCAGCUGCGCGCCAAGUGCUAUGGUAGCAAGCGCGCCAAAUCUGGUGAGCGGAGACGCGCAGCGACGCCCGGCUGGCGGCGCCGGGAUGGGCAAUCAGGACCUCAUUGUGGUCAAUUUGAGAGCGAGCGGGAGGUCAAGCCAAGCCGCGGCACCAGAGAGAGACCAAGAGGAGGAAGAGGAGGAGGAGGAGAACGACGACGACGACGACAACAACGACGCAGAUACGGAAGAAGAUGAAGGACAAAACACGGCAUCGGAACGCCGCGGUCGAAGGACAUCCGCUGCUCUACGGGAGGCAGCAGCAGCGGCAGCGGCAGCAGCAGGAGGAGGAGGAGGAGGAGGAGGAGAAGAAGAGAAAGCAGGGGAGGAGGACGUGUUGGUUGGAUUGAGAUCUGGAUGCGAGCACAGCGUCUUGCUGAGUCCGCUGGCUUCUUGCUGCACCGAAGAUGUGGCGAUGGCGAAUUACACUUGUUCAUCAACGUAUCCUCCUCAGGCAAAUCCCCAGCGAAGAGCGGGAGAGGAUGGUAAUGGUGGUGCUGGCAACGGGGAGAAUCAACAGGGCCAGGGAGGAGGAGGAGGAGGAGGAGGAGGAGGGCAUCACCAGGGAGACCUCCAUCGCAGGCGUCCCUCUUCCUGCUCGGCUGUAUUGGACUGUGUGGAUAUGGAAAAAGCGCUGGCUAUGGCAGCCAUAUCCAGAGCUUGCGACGGAGAAGACGACGGGGAGCACGGCAGCACCGCCGACUUCUUCAACGUGGAAGGAGAACCGGGAAUGCGCAAGAUUGACAGCGACAUAGACUUGAUUGGUCACGUGGGAGGGAUUGUCAGGCUCUGCUCGCUGGACAUAGACGACGAAGGUAUGAUGCAAGUGCCGGAUGGCCACGUGUUCGCAAUGGAGCUGGAAGCAGAGUUGUCAGAUUGCUUGCGGAGCAGCGAAGUGGGGACCACCACCACCACUACCACCACCACCGCCACCACCACCACCAAUGCUUCGCUGGAAGCGGCGUCGUCCUUCGUCCUGGACCAUCGGGCGGCAGCCAUAGCGGACAGCUCGCCGGCGAUGGCGGCGGCGGCGGGAAGGAGAAGUAGUUCAUCGAUCGACUUCUGUCAGGCUGCGGAGGCGGGAACGUCGCCGACGACGGAGCAGUCCGUCGCCUCGUUCCUGACCUCCAUAGCCGUCGUGCAGGUGAAGGAGGAACCGGCGGAGCAGGACGAGGCAACAAUGGCUAUGGAGGCAACCUUGUUGUCGUCAACGCAAAUGGAGCAGGGAGACGAGGAGAGGGUGGUGGCUGACAGAGGGUGGGGAGCGGAAGAGGAGGCGGAGGAGGAGAAUGAUGAUGAUGAGGACGACGAUGACGAUGACGAUGAUGAGGAGGAUGAGGAUGAGGAGGAGGAGGAGGAGGAAGAGGAGGAGGAGGAGGAAGAGGAGGAGGAGGAGGAGGAGGAAGGGGAACAGCUCGCUCCCACUGUCUCUAGUUCCAAGCCCGCCAGCACAAACGCCAGCGUGGGCCUUCAGCAUUAUCGUUACCAUCAUCGUCCUUCACCUCCUCCUUACCUUGCUCGUGCUCCUACUCGGGAUGCAAGCAUCGGCACUGUGCCUAGCCGACACCACAUUCGAAGCCACCAUCGACAUAAUCACCUUCAUCAUCACCAUAGCCACAAUCAGCAUCCGUAUCGUCACCAGCACGCCCAGCAACAGCAAAAAGAACCAGAGAAGUACCCCUACCGAAGGACACACGGGAGUGCGGCGCAGAGAGGAGGAGGGCGGCAGCGCAACGACGAAGAAGCGGGACAUCAGCAGCAGUCUGUCCCCGCACACGAACUCAACAACGCCAGAUUGGUAUCCGCCGGAUCUGUACCGACUUUGCCACGCAGUCGCGACCGUGCCAACUCCCAGCACCACCAUAGCCGACACCACCACCACCAUCUCGACAGCAAUCAUCAUCAUGUUCCUCAAUUGCCAGCUCAUUAUCAUCACGUUCCUCAAUUGCCAGCUCAUCAUCAUCACGUUCCUCAAUUGCCAGCUCAUCAUCACCACCAUAGCUCGACGAAGGGGCAUCAUCUGAGGGCCAAUGUCAGCAAUUCGCAGGACCAAGUGUGCAGCGUGCCAGUGGGAGAAGCGUGGGCAGCAGCAGCAGCAGCAGGAGCAGCAGCAGGAGCAGCAGCAGGACGAGGAGGAGGGAGAGCGGAAGAAGAAGCAGUUGUACCUGAGCCGCUGUGUGACACGGGCGUGACAGUGUUCGACUCCAAUCAGCAGAACUGCAAUUCCACAUCGAUGGUAACCGAUCUGACGUGUAAGGAGGAGAGGAGCGAGGAGGAGGAGGAGCCGCCACGUAAGCAGAGGAAAUCCUCGUCGUUCCUGAGGCUAGACUAUGCAGAUGUACUCAGUGCCUGGUCCGGAGGGAACUUCUGGUCGGAUGGAAAACGCCCACAAACCGUACCAGAUGCAGACCAGAUGGAUUUCCUCGUGAAUCUGGACUUCGGUUUGGUUCCAGACUUGCACCUCGGUUCUGCCGAUGAGGGCGGCGGAACCCAAGCGCCUGAGUACGGUAUGGUGCCCAACGUCAUGCCUCCUGGCGACGAAGGGAACAGUCUGGCAAGAGAGGCCAGGGUACUGAGGUACAGGGAGAAGAGGAGAACAAGACACUUCUCUAAGAAGAUUAGGUAUGAGGUUCGCAAGCUCAACGCGGAGAGAAGGCCGCGAAUCAAAGGGAGAUUUGUCAAACGCUCGGACUGCGCCGAUUUCUGAUGACGUCAUCCGAAAAACGAUGACGAAAGACGAGACACAAAACCAAAUUACGAAGUAGUAGGAGGAGGAGGUGGAGGAAGAGGAGGAGGAGGAGGAGGAGGAGGAGAAGGAGGAGAAAUGGGUGGAGGAUGGGAAACGGGAGGAGGAGACGGAGAAGGAGGAGGAGGAAGACCAUCAACUCAGGGGAUUGAAGAAUAUGUCGUCGCAAAAUGUCGACUUGCUUUUGGUAACGGCAAAAAUUCUGG